AAAUAUUGAAGAAACAUGGCACACAUUAAAUGAAUCUAAUCAUAUUGUUUCUUUAAAGAAAAAAUAUGUUGUUUAUCUCAAGAAAAACGAAACUACGGAAAGAGAUUUCAUGGAGGCGAAGAUCAAAGAAGUUGUUGCUCUAGACUACUACCCCAAUGCCCCUACACGACAUUGUUUUUCCCUUGCCACUUCAAGGCCACGUCAUCCCAGCUGUCCACCUGGCAAUCAAGCUCACAUCACAGGGGUUCUCCAUCACCUUCGUCAACACGUAAGUGAUCCACCACCACAUCACCAAAUCUCUCACCCAAAACGACAUCAAUGAAGUUGUCGUUGAUAUCUUUGUUGGGGCACGCAAGGCUGGUCUGGAUAUUUGGUACAGAACGGUUAGUGACGGUUUUCCCUUAUCUUUUGAUAGAGUGCUUAACCAUGACCAGUACAUAUUAGAAGGUCCCUUGGGUGCUGCUAUGCCGGUCCCCAUGGAAGAAUUCAUCCAAUACCUAGUAGAAUCGGCUGAUCCACCAGUUUCUGUCUUGAUCGCAGACACUUUCUUCGGUUGGCACUCGACUAUAGCAAAGAGAUACGACCUUGUUUCUAUGUCGUUUUGUACUGUGUCUGCUCUAGUCUUCUCUUUAUACUAUCACUUGGACCUCCUCAAAAUGAAUGAUAAUAGAAAGGACAUUAUUGACUAUAUUCUGGGGUCAAGGCGAUUGAGCAAAAAGAUUUACCCUCUAACCUUAUCCUUCAUCAACUCGAUGUCUACACGAAAUGCAUGGAGUAGUAAAAAAUGCAUUAGAAGGUGUGAAAUGGCGGAUAUGUUUAUCUGUAACAUUGUUCAUGAGCUUGAGUUUGAGCCCAUAUCGGCAAUUCAAGAGAACCAUCCAAUGUAUGCAAUCGGUCCUCUAAUUUCUCCAUUAGGGUUCACAAAUUCUCUUGUACCCACCAACCUUAUGCCCGAAUCAGAUUGCACCCAUUGGCUCAACUCCAAGCUCCCUAAGUCGGUCUUGUAUAUCUCACUUGGUAGCUUUGUUCCUUGUGGAAAGAAAGAAAUUGACGAAAUUGCCCAAGGGCUUAUGCUUAGCAAAGUGAAUUUCAUAUGGGUUCUUCGUCCUAAUGUUGUUGGUUAUACUGAGCCUUAUGUACUACCGAUUGGGUUUGAAGAUGAGGUCAAAGACAGGGGUUUGAUCGUGUCAUGGACUAAUCAGAAUGAAGUAAUCUCACAUCAUGAAAUAGGAGGGUUUUUAACACAUUUUUGUUGGAACUCGACGCUGGAGAGUUUGUGGUAUGGUGUAACAAUGUUGUAUUUUUCAUUGAUGACCGAUCAACUAACUAAUAAGAAGUUGUUGGUUGAUGAGGUCAACCUUUGUGAUAAGAAGUCAUUGAGGCUCGAAGUUGCAGAGAAAAUCAACAAGUUGAUGUGUGGAAAAUUAGUUGAUGAAUUAAGGGAGAAGACAACGAAUGUGAAGCAAAUAAUGAAGAAUGGCUUAGCUCUAAAUGGAUCAUUAGAUAGAAACUUGUAUCAAUUUAUUAGUGAUGUGACGAUUAAAAUUUGUGACAGAUCAAUACCAUAACAAGUGCUUAAUUUUUAUUA
Humulus lupulus (European hop) is the source of this 1588-nucleotide messenger RNA. Its product is annotated as UDP-glycosyltransferase 86A1-like. Gene Ontology annotation, molecular function: UDP-glycosyltransferase activity. The record is from RefSeq and is a predicted model, not a curated record. Lineage: Eukaryota; Viridiplantae; Streptophyta; Magnoliopsida; Rosales; Cannabaceae. The transcript has 2 exons. The coding region runs from base 465 to 1568 and encodes 367 amino acids.